GGUUCCGGUUGUCAUAUUGUACACAACACAGUGCCGACGAUCCGUGAAAUUAAUCACAAAUAAAUAGGAAAACCUAGCAGUUUCACAAACACAUCACGGUGAAUGGAAAACAAAGUGACAACUGAGUGUUACUUAUUAAAAACAGUGCAAAAAAUAGAAGGAUUACACAACAAUUGGAGUACAACAACCUACGGUCGUUUUGAGGUUAGAAGUGAAGUUCAUAAACAAAGACCUUAAUUAAAAACUGUCACCAACUCGUACAUCAAAAUCAACUGUCAGUAUCAUCCAGUGUUGCCAGCGAGAAGAAGUAAAACUCACCACUUGACAUAUACGGUUCGUUACACGCAAAAUAUGGAUGACCAAUUCCAACUACUGUUCGAUAAAAUGAAAGUUGAAAUGCAGAAGCAAACAGAAGAACUAACUAAUACAAUUACGGAAAAAAUUGAUGAAAAACUAAAACCUAUUCUAGAAGAAAACAAAAAUUUGCAAAAGAAAGUUGAAAACCUGGAGAAAAAAGUGGAGUAUUUGGAGAGAGAGAAAAAAGCCAACAACAUAAUCAUUCAUGGGUUGAAGGAAGAGGAGACAUCCACGCUGGAGCUAGUUAAACAAGUGAAAGAAUGCUUUUCAAAGGAUUUAAAUAUAAAAAUAGAGGACUGGGAUAUUAAUAAAAUAUACCAUAUUGGGAAUAAUAAUAAGACUGGGAAACCCAAGCCUACGCUUCUAUCACUAGUAAGUAAAUGGAAAAAGAGUGAAAUCAUGAAAAAUAAAAAGAAACUCAAGGAGAUAUAUGUUACGGACGAUUACUCAAAGGAAACUCUAGAAAAGAGGAAAGCCCUACAACCCAAGCUUACAGAAGAACGGGAAAAGGGAAAUAUUGCCUUUAUAAAGUACGAUCAACUGAUAGUCAAGAAUACCAUCAAUACUAAAGAUAAAAGAAAAAGGGAAAUAUCUACCUCCCCGCAAAACGAUUCUCAGCCAAGGAAACAACAAACAUUAAUGAAUGCAUCUAAUAAUUGUCGAAUAAAUGCGUUUGAUAUAAUGAGAGGCCGUUCUCUAUCUCUCUCCAGCAACUCUGCUACCAACGAACAAUAGCAAUUAGACACCGGCGACUGGAAACAACAACUAACUAAAAAACAAGACAAGAAUACAACAGAAACAAACCCCCCAAGCCGACUGGUCCUCGUGGGGGGAAAAGACCAAAACCCUCUAAAGAUAGACAAACGUAACACUGAAAUAUACAUAGCUACCUUUAAUACAAGAUCACUGCGAACUACUGAAAAGCUUAUUGAGCUGGAAUUAGCCAUAAAGGAUAUUAAAUGGGAUAUAAUAGGAAUUAGUGAAAUGAGGAGAUAUGGCGAAGGAAUAGAAGAAUAUCAAGAGUACAUCCUACACUACAAAGGAGAGACACCCGGCCUGUACGGGGUGGGAUUCCUAAUC
This is a messenger RNA of Cydia pomonella (codling moth), 1437 nucleotides long. RefSeq lists its product as uncharacterized. The transcript has a single exon. NCBI's taxonomy places the organism in Eukaryota, Metazoa, Arthropoda, Insecta, Lepidoptera, Tortricidae. The coding region runs from base 352 to 1092 and encodes 246 amino acids. The record is from RefSeq and is a predicted model, not a curated record.